UUUAAGCGUCCACAGGCGGCGGAGCGGCCACAAUCACAGCUCCUGGCAUUGGGGGAGCCCGAGCCGGCUGUGCCGGGGGAAUCCGUGCGGGCGCCUUCCGUCCCGGUCCCAUCCUCGCCGCGCUCCCGCACCCCUGAAGUUUUGCAGCGCCCAGAAAGGAGGCGAGGGAGAAGGGAGCGUGAGAGGAAAGGGAGCAAAAAGCACACCCUAAAACAUUUAUUUCAAGGAGAAAAGAAAAAGGGGGGCGCAAAAAUGGCUGGGGCAAUUAUAGAAAACAUGAGCACCAAGAAGCUGUGCAUUGUUGGUGGGAUUCUGCUCCUGUUCCAAAUCAUCGCCUUUCUGGUGGGAGGCUUGAUUGCUCCAGGACCCACAACGGCAGUGUCCUACAUGUCAGUGAAAUGCGUGGAUGUCCGUAAAAACCAUCACAAGACAAAAUGGUUAAUGCCUUGGGGACCCAACCAGUGUGACAAGAUCCGAGACAUUGAGGAAGCGAUUCCAAGGGAAAUCGAAGCCAAUGACAUUGUGUUUUCUGUUCACAUUCCCCUCCCCUCCAUGGAGAUGAGUCCUUGGUUCCAGUUCAUGCUGUUUAUCCUGCAGCUGGACAUUGCAUUCAAGCUGAACAACCAAAUCAGAGAAAAUGCAGAAGUUUCCAUGGACGUUUCCCUGGCUUACCGAGAUGAUAUGUUUGCUGAGUGGACUGAAAUGGCCCAUGAGAGAGUGCCCCGGAAACUCAAAUGUACCUUCACCUCACCCAAGACCGCAGAACAUGAGGGCCGUUACUAUGAAUGUGACGUCCUUCCUUUCAUGGAAAUUGGGUCUGUGGCUCAUAAGUAUUACCUUCUAAACAUCCGGCUGCCUGUGAAUGAGAAGAAGAAAAUCAACGUUGGAAUUGGAGAGAUUAAGGAUAUCCGGCUGGUGGGAAUUCACCAAAAUGGAGGCUUCACCAAGGUGUGGUUUGCCAUGAAGACCUUCCUUACACCCAGCAUCUUCAUCAUUAUGGUGUGGUACUGGAGGAGGAUCACCAUGAUGUCUCGACCUCCAGUGCUUCUGGAAAAAGUCAUCUUUGCCCUUGGGAUUUCCAUGACUUUUAUCAAUAUCCCAGUGGAAUGGUUUUCCAUUGGGUUUGACUGGACCUGGAUGCUAUUGUUUGGCGAUAUCCGACAGGGCAUCUUCUAUGCAAUGCUUCUCUCCUUCUGGAUCAUCUUCUGUGGUGAGCACAUGAUGGAUCAGCACGAGCGGAAUCACAUAGCAGGGUAUUGGAAGCAAGUCGGACCAAUUGCUGUUGGCUCUUUCUGCCUCUUCAUAUUUGACAUGUGUGAGAGAGGGGUACAACUCACGAAUCCCUUCUACAGUAUCUGGACUACAGAUGUUGGAACAGAGCUGGCUAUGGCCUUCAUCAUUGUGGCUGGCAUCUGCCUCUGCCUGUACUUCCUGUUUCUGUGCUUCGUGGUCUUUCAGGUGUUUCGGAACAUCAGCGGGAAACAGUCCAGCCUGUCAGCCAUGAGCAAAGUCCGGCGGCUGCACUAUGAGGGGCUGAUUUUCAGGUUCAAGUUCCUCAUGCUUAUCACCUUGGCUUGUGCUGCCAUGACUGUCAUCUUCUUCAUCGUUAGUCAGGUAAGUGAAGGCCAUGGCCUUCCAAACAUCCAAAGGGAUAUCAUUACAGAGAGUUAUCAUUUGAGCUCAGCUUUGAAGGUGAAAAUGGGAAGAGGCGAUCUGGGUGUCCACAGUGGGGAAGAACUCCAGCUCACCACCACUAUCACCCACGUGGAUGGACCCACCGAGAUCUACAAGUUGACCCGCAAGGAGGCCCAGGAGUAGGAGGCUGCAGCACCCGGCUGGGACUGUCCCCCACGCCCCAGCCCCUCUAACUAGAGUGGGGAGCGUGCCAGAGAGCUCCACGUGCAAAUGAAUGCUCUGUCUCUUAGCUGUGGUUUACUUGGACCAGCAGUGUGGAUGUUUGUCAGCUUGCCUUCUGAUGGUAACUCUUGGAGGAAGAUUCCUGCAGCCACUAAUGCAUUGUGUAUGAUAACAAACCCUCUGGUAUGACACAUGUUCUGUGAUCAUUGUUAAUUAGUGACAUAGUAACAGCUGUAGCAGGUGGUUAGUAAACCUCAUGUGUUGGGGGUGCACUCCUUGGGGGAUGGUUUGGGCCAGAUGGGGUCUAUAUGGAGUGGAAUAUUUGAUUCUUUUUUUUCCUGUUUUAGAUUCUAGGAUAGAGUUUAACAUUCUUUGCUGUCCGAGAUGGGCUGGUGUCAUAGUCUUCUUUCUCCUAGUCCAUGACCACUUUUUUUUUCCCCUAUUUAUAUCACCAAGUAGCCUAUCGAGUUAAUAUUUAAGUUGUCAAUAGAUAUGUGCCCUUAUUUUUUAUGGCAUAAUAUAAAAUAACUGAAUUUCAUGAGAAGGUCUGUUACACCAGGGGCAUUUCAGCUUUGAAACCAAAUCUGUAUAUUCAAUACUAACCAGUCUGUUGGAUGUGGGUUUUAAAAAAUGUUUGCUAAACUACCCAAGUAGGAUUUAUCGUAUUAAAUGGCCUCUGGGUCUGAAAAGCUUUUUUAAC
Molecule: messenger RNA, 2557 nt
Organism: Balaenoptera musculus (blue whale)
Lineage: Eukaryota; Metazoa; Chordata; Mammalia; Artiodactyla; Balaenopteridae
Gene: WLS
Product: Wnt ligand secretion mediator
Exons: 13
Coding region: 253-1818 (521 amino acids)
Biological process (GO): Wnt signaling pathway; intracellular protein transport; Wnt protein secretion
Cellular component (GO): organelle membrane; endomembrane system
Molecular function (GO): Wnt-protein binding
Source: RefSeq, a predicted model, not a curated record